This is a messenger RNA of Fusarium graminearum PH-1, 1299 nucleotides long. RefSeq lists its product as uncharacterized. The transcript is spliced from 2 exons. NCBI's taxonomy places the organism in Eukaryota, Fungi, Ascomycota, Sordariomycetes, Hypocreales, Nectriaceae. The record is from RefSeq and is a predicted model, not a curated record. Bases 1 to 1299 code for a protein of 432 amino acids.
AUGUCAUCACAACUCCACAUGAGUCGAUCCUCUCUUCAAACACCGACGAAAGACACGUCAAAGCUGGUCAGAUCUCUCAAAAAGCAUCAAGAACAGGCGGAGUCCGUCUUUGGUGGCUUCAAGAGCCAAUGGAUCUGCAAUUGCAAUCUUAAUAGUUGUCAUUCGUGUGGCAUCUCUACGGAAGGGUCGGAUAUGAGACUCCUUCUAAAUGGGGCGAGGAAUCAGCAUCUAAAACUCGAGGUGGUAACGCAAAUCGAGAUGCAACGGUUAAACGAAUUAACUUCUGAACCAACGACGAUUCCUACCCAAGCUGACUUGGAAUGUUUGACGCAAAACUCUCUGAGGAAACGUAUAUCCAAGAACAUGAGGAAACAAGGCAAGAGCAUCAGCAGACUAGUGCCGUCAACAUUGUUCUCAUUGUCGGACCCAAACAGUGCCAAGGUGAAUAAUAAAUACGACAAAGGCCUUGAAAGAGCACCUGAAAAACUGAAGAAAAGACAACAACAAGAAGACAGUACGAAGAAUUCAUGGAGUCCCAAGGUCCAGUUCAGCUUGCCCCCAGAACCGGUUGCAACUCCAACUACUCCCACCGCUGUUAACCGCAUGGAUCAAGCAAUCAGCGACAUGUGUCUUACCAUCGAGACACCAAGUCAAGAAUCGUGUCUGGGAUUCUUAAAGCUAUCAGACGCCAAGUUAUUCCUGCAUCUUGAUACCGUGAAUUAUCCAGAGCGUCACGAGAUGCAAACUUUUGAGGAAUUCCUUAGCGAACGGUACCCGCGAGACUUUCGGCUAAACCUGGGCUUAACAGUUAUCAUGCUCAUCCUCAAGCUUGGCCCCUCGUGGAUCCCAGAGAAACCACUUAAAUCAUCACUCGUUAUACUGCAAACUCCAGGGUGUCCACCCCAGCCCUUCAUAUCACAUCCCUCCAUCCAUGCAGCGCUUGAAUCAACACAUACAAUAGAGUUUCAGAAGGAGAAAGAAAAAGGAACAUUCCUUGCUCUUGGUAUAAUUUUGCUUGAGUUGCUUUUUCGUAAAAGCCUCGAGGAACAGUCGUUCUGGGCAACGUUUACUGAUAACGGAAAACGACAUGAGUUCACUGAUUUUGCAGCAGCGAGUCGGUGGCAGAAGGAUGCUGUGUAUGAAUAUGGAGAAAAGGUUGCGAAUGCUAUUGGCAAGUGUGUGAACUACACUGUUGACAACUCGGUAAAUCUACGCAGUGCAGAGUUUCUAAAAGAAGUGUGGGAGAAGGUGUUGAGACCUAUUGAAGAGACCUUGGCAUGUUCUAGCAGUGUAUCAUAG